UGGUGUUUAGCUAAUAAUAAUACAGGCAGCCUACAGCCCUGUUUCACGUUCACUGUUAGAUCGAUUCUACUCAUCUUAUACCCCCACCUGGACGCCCAUCUCACAGCCUCGCAAUGCCACCACGACGCUCCAGCCGAAAGUCGGUCGUCGAAGACACUGCUUCGCUUGUUGGAGCGAACAAUGAUGUCAUGGACGCACCGAAUACCCGCAGCAAUUCCCGCUCGACCGCUAAACGCACUCGAGCUUCUCUUCGCUUCGUACCCAAUUCCUCCGAAGAUGAGGACGAAUCUGUCGAUCCGGACCCACCCAAACGAACGUCGUUGCCCAUCAGGCGGGUGUUGAAGGAAGUGGCAAUUCCUUCGAAGAUGGCCAACAAAAGCAACGACACCUCAACCCGGUCCCCAUCAACAGUCGAAUCGGACUAUGAAACCCCAGACACAAGUCAUUCCGCCACACCCGUGAUCAUAGCCCGAGGUCGCAAAUCUACGCGCAAAAGUGGUCUCAAUCAGGCUGUGAACGCAAGCCUAAGCAGCUCAUCUUCGCGCAAACGUCCUCUUAUGGUGGUUAAUGACACUGAUGAGGAGGCUGAUGAGGAUGAUUUAGUUGAGGAUCUUGCAAUGCAGAUCCAACUCGAAGAGGGCAUGCGCACUCAUAAACGCCAAAAAGUUACACCCGAUGCUGGGGCUCAUGAUAAUGCUCACGAUACCAGUCCCCCACAAAAGAAACAGACGCAAACUUUUGUUGGCAAAGGCAAAGGAAAGGAAGUGGCCCUAGACCAGAAUGCAAUCGCGAACGACACUGAUUCCUCAUCGGUGGGUAUCCCUACCUACAAGGGCAAAGGAAAAGCUAGAGUAGGAACCACCGGAGGACCGUCUUUGCGUUCCAGUGCAAUGAAGACACAUGUGUCCAUUGGCUCAGACGAUGAUCUCACUGAUGAUCUAUCCGAUCCCGCAACCGAUUUAUCGCUGGACAGCAGUUCGCUCGAGCUGAUCGAAAGCAGUAGCUCCGAAGACGAGUCUGUUGUUCUUCCCAUCAAACGUCCUCAACCCAAGGCUUCACGUGGGAAACCCAAAAAGAAAACCCGCGCGGAAAAAGCAGAGAAUGCUGCUCGCCGGGCCAGAUUUGCUCACAUACACGAUAAAUGGGAACGCAAACGCGCCAUGAAUCGCGAACGUGCAGAGCAGUCACAUCCUAAGCUCACUACCAUGUGGAAAACUUUGUCAGAGGUUCCAGUACUUUGUGUCGAGCAAAUUGCGCAACCCACCACUAUUAAUCGGCGACUGAAACCUUUCCAACUCGAAGGUGUGUCAUGGAUGAUCAGACAAGAAAAGACGCAAUACAAAGGGGGUCUUCUAGGAGACGAAAUGGGCAUGGGCAAGACCAUUCAAGCUGUGUCUCUGAUAAUGUCAGACUUCCCAGCAAAGAGUCCCACUCUCGUUCUAGUCCCUCCUGUCGCAUUGCUGCAAUGGUCCAACGAAAUCAGUGAGUACACGGAUGGCAAGUUGAAAGUGCUCGUCUACCACGGCACCAACGCAAAGUGCAAAAAGAUGACCGUCAAGGACUUGAAAAAAUUCGAUGUGAUCAUGGUGUCGUAUAACAGCUUGGAGUCUCUGCAUCGAAAGGAAACCAAAGGCUGGACUCGUGGCGAAGAUAUCAUCAAGGAAGCAUCGCCGCUGCAUGCUAUACACUAUCACCGCCUGAUUCUUGAUGAAGCUCACAGCAUCAAGUCACGAACUACUGGCGUUGCAAAAGCUUGUUUCGCGUUGAAAGGCACCUAUAAGUGGUGCUUGUCAGGAACUCCCGUGCAAAAUCGCAUUGGCGAGUUCUUCUCGCUCUUACGGUUCCUAGAAGUUCGACCGUUUGCAGACUAUUUCUGCCGGAGCUGCGAUUGUGAGCAACUCCACUGGUCUGUCGAUGAUGACCACAUGUGCACAGCAUGCAACCAUGGAGCCUCGGAGCAUAUCUCUGUUUUCAACCAAGAACUUCUCAACCCGAUAACAGGCGACGAUCCGGAACUACGUGAGGAUGCUCUUACGAAGUUGCACAUGAUCACCGCCCGGAUCAUGUUGCGUCGUAUGAAGCGAGAUCAUACAAAUUCAAUGGAGUUGCCUAUGAAGGAUAUCGUUAUCCACAACGAAUUCUUCAGCGAAAUUGAGCGCGAUUUUUCGUCCUCGAUCAUGUCUAAUUCUGCCCGAAAAUUCGAUACCUACGUUGCACAAGGUGUCAUGCUCAACAACUAUGCCAACAUUUUUGGUUUAAUUAUGCAGAUGCGUCAAGUGGCAAACCACCCAGAUUUGCUGCUGAAGAAGAACGCCGCCGAGGGUAGCCAAAACGUCUACGUUUGCAAUAUCUGCGACGAGCCGGCAGAAGAUGCCAUCCGCUCACGGUGUCAUCACGAAUUCUGUCGCGCUUGCGUCAAGGACUUUGUGGAGACUUGCGAAGCCUCUGGCACUGAUGCAGACUGUCCGCGUUGUCACAUAGCAUUGUCCAUUGACUUUGAGCAGCCGGAGCUCGAGCAAGAUGAAGAGAGUGUGAAGAAGACAUCGAUCAUCAACCGCAUCAAGAUGGAGAACUGGACUUCUUCUACAAAGAUUGAGAUGCUCGUAUAUGAUCUCUACAAGUUGCGCAGCAAGAAGCAGACGCUGAAGUCGAUUGUUUUCAGCCAGUUUACGUCCAUGUUGCAACUGAUCGAAUGGCGUUUGCGACGCGCUGGUUUCAACACAGUGAUGCUGGACGGGUCCAUGACACCUGCUCAGCGACAGAAAAGCAUUGAGCAUUUCAUGACAAACUCUGAUGUUGAGGUUUUUCUUGUAUCGCUCAAGGCCGGCGGUGUCGCUCUGAACCUGACGGAAGCCUCGCGGGUCUUCAUUGUGGAUCCAUGGUGGAACCCAGCGGCUGAGUGGCAGUCUGCGGACCGAUGCCAUCGAAUUGGACAGAAGCGCCCCUGUGUCAUCACGCGGCUGUGCAUCGAAGACAGCGUGGAAUCGCGAAUGGUGGCACUACAGGAGAAGAAAGCAGCCAUGAUUGCGGGCACGGUGAACAAUGACAAGGUGGCGAUGGACCGCCUCAGUCCAGAAGACUUGCAGUUCCUUUUCCGCGGUACUUGA
Periconia digitata is the source of this 3107-nucleotide messenger RNA. Lineage: Eukaryota; Fungi; Ascomycota; Dothideomycetes; Pleosporales; Periconiaceae. The record is from the annotation of a GenBank genome assembly.